AUGGCAAAUAUUUUGGGAAAUAUCGGCAAUAUCUAUCGAAUAAAAGGCGAUUAUGAUAGUGCCUUGUCCUAUCAAAUACAAUGUCUUCAUAUACGAGAACACAAUCUACCCAGUGUUCACAAGGAAAUUGCUAAAGCAUUAACUAAUAUUGCAGUGAUAUACAGUGAUAAAGAUGAAUUGAAUAAAUCUUUAGAGUAUCAUCAAAGAAGUCUAAAAAUGAAUGAGCAAUGUCUUCCUGCUGAACAUGAGAAUAUCGCAUCAAGUUUAAAUCAUGUUGCCAAUGCUCUAAAUAAUCAAGGAAAAUUUGAUGAUGCACUCAACUAUUAUAUGCGUGCUCUCAACAUCAGAAAAAAAACUUUUCCCAAUGGACAUCCAAAUAUUGCUGCAAAUCUCAGCUCUAUUGGACAAACAUAUUAUUUCAAAAAAGAAUAUGAUUGCGCAUUUCAAUAUCUGAAAGAGUCUCUAGACAUGAGAGAAGCUUUACUACCUAAUGUCAAUGAUACGAAUUUAAUUGAUAUUUUCAAAUAUCUUGGCUUAAUAUUGAUUAAACUGCAUCGAUGCUGUGAUGCACUGAUUUACUAUCAACGUGCUUUGAAAAUCAGUGAAACUAUAUAUCCUGAUGGGCAUAGCACUAUUACGGAUUGUUUGACUAAUAUUGGCAUUGCUUAUUGUGAUAUGAAUGAUUAUAGUCACGCACUCAAAUAUUUCGAAAAUGCUCUUGAAAAUGAAACACGAGAUACUACAAAAUCGAAUCUCAUUCAAUUAGCUCGUAUUUAUGAUAACAUGGGUAUAUGUCAGUGCCGUCAAGGCGAUGAGACAACUGGAUUAAAACAUCGCAUGAAAGCUGUCAGAAUAAUUGAUCAAGUUCAUCCUCGUAUGCAGUAUGCCGAUUGGAUAGAUACAAUUGGCAAUAUCUUUUUCGACAAAGAUUUAUUUGAUGCUGCUCUAGAAUGCUAUUUGAUAAGUUUGAGUAUGAAGGCAGAGUGUCUACCAUCAGAUCACACCAACGUUGCAGAAAGUUUUAUGCGAAUUGGUGAUGUUUUUGCCGAGAAGAACAAAAUAACAAGUAAUGAAGAAUAUUGUGCCAAGGCUCUAGAUUACUAUAAAAAGGCAUUGAUUAUUUAUCAAAACUGCGAGCAUUCAAAUGUCGCCUAUGUUUUGAAUAGCAUUGGUUCUAUAUAUGAAAACCUCCAUGAGUAUCCUCUUGCACUUCAGUAUUAUAGGGAAGGAUGUACAAUGUAUCAAAAAUAUUAUCCAUCUGAAGAAACGAUCCGACAAAUCAACGAAAACAAUAUCUCCCGGAUCCAGGGAUUGAUGACCUAAUUCGACCGCUUAUUCAUAAACAUUGAUAAAUGCACUUCUCUCAGAGCGCUUCACAGUAUGCAUAAUCAACAAUGAAAUGUAUAUUUUUUUAAACGAGGAAUGUGGAUGUAGGUAAACGAAAAAACCGCACCUACGUCAAUGCCGACAUCCACAGCCGGUGUAGUACGCGACUAACAGUCUUCGAUAAAACGUGCUCAAGUAUGUUUUUUUUUUCAUUGAAAAGAAAGAAAUUGUUACUUUUUUUUUGUAUUUCGACUCGAAUUCAAGUGAUCACACAUGGUCAACAACAAUGAAAAAUGCUUGCUUGAUUAGUUUUUUUUUCUUUGUGCUUCUUUUGUACAUUCAAUUAACCUUUUUCCACUAAAAAAUCUCUUUUCCAAUAGAGUGAAUUCUUUUAAAGAAGUAUCCAGAAAAAAAAUUGUAUUUAUCAUUUGCUUGUUUUUUUUUAUGUAUAACCUUCUUUCGGUACUUUUUUCUUUCGGUAAUUUUCAUAAUUGUAAUUGUAUUGUAUUUGUUCCCCUCGCAAUGCCCGUAUUCCAUUAAAUGCUUGACAUUCUUUAUUUUUAUUUUUGACUAUCUAUUUAUUAUUUCACUUAAGGAAUCACAAGAAGAAAGGCUUUAUACGCAAAACUGUAGAUUGUUUUUCUUUCUUUUUGAAGAAAGAAACAAAUGAAUACUUAUAUACUGAAAAUGAAAAAUUAGCAUAAGUAUAUUAAUAUAGAUAAUGGCAUUAUAUUUUUGUUAUAUAAUUGCCAUUUUUGUUACUCAUUGUUAACAUUAGAGCAGCAUCGAAAUAGAAUGAAAAUGAGAAUAAUCAGUAGAAUAAUUCCUGCGUAUCCUAAUCUUUGACGAUAGCAAAGUAAUGGAGAUUCAAUAGCUGUUAUUCGUCAAUUCAUAUUUUGUCUAUUCAAUUCAGUGUUAUCUAAACGAGUACGAGUGUUUUCAUGCGUGAGACGAAUCGUUUCUACUGUAUUUUUUAAAGAUUCUAAUUGUUGUCUAAUUUCAUUGACUUGGUCACAAAGUGCAUUACUAACAAGGCUUUGCUCUCUCCUAGCCGUCUGGAGUUCGGGUGUUUGUCGUGUCUCAUUCGUACGAAACUGAUUUUCGAUUGUACACAAAUUGGCACGCAUUCUCUCAUGUUCUUCUUGCAAAAUUCUCAAUUUAUAACCAUGUUCAACCGUCAACUUUGAUGUUUCACUAACUCUUGCAGACAUUGCAGAUACAUUGUUUGUCUCGAAAAGUUUAAGAAUAUCUUCGUACUUCUUAUUCUGUUGUUGUAUCCUAUUUAGUUCGGCGUUCUGCUUGUUCUUAAAGUUGUUGAGUUUGUCAAACUGUUCACUCACACAAUUGACAAAGUGCUGUUCUCUUUGUGAUUGUUUCAUUGUUUGUUGACAUAAUUCACACUUAAUAUCAGUAGUAACACAGUCAGGCUGACGUUGUUCAAAUUCUUUAACAGUACGUACUGGAUCAAAGUUAGUACAUGAUAGAGAUCGAUAUUCACAUUCGUUAUUCUCAUGUUGUUCUAAAGAUUCAUAACGUAAUACUUUCUGACAACUAAAUAUUUGAUAUCGACAACGAAUACGAAUACGUGAUGGAUGAGUAUGCAGUUGUUGUGAACAUCCUUUUUCUUCGUAUUGACAAUUAAAUGGACACAGAAUUACGAGAUUUCGAUCUUGAGUUUUGUAAAUAUUGACCAAUACACAACUUGCAAAAUGCACUCUCGCAUUUUUUACAUACACGCGGUUUCCACAAUGAACAUUUACAAAUGUGACAAAAACACCAUUCAGGUACAUUUGGAUCGACGAUUCGAUCAAGACCGAUAGACAUUGAGAUAAUUUCCGAUUUUUUUAAAAUUUACCUAUCGAGUAGUUGAGUUUUUUCUCGAGUUUCUGAUAAUCUAUUAUACAAGAUGAAAAACUUUUUGUUUUUAAGGGAAUUUGUCAAAACAUGGCAAAAAAAAUCGGAAUUGUUUUUAUUAGUAUCAUAUAAUGAAAAAGAAAGGUGCGGUCAAUCCGAACUGGGCACCAGUGUCGACUAUAUUUCGGAUUGUUGAUUUCUGGUCUUGUAAGGAAGCAAUGUUUGAAAACCAGCAGAACAGCAGAGAAUAUAGUCAUACUACCACGCACCUGGAUAUAGCGAAGCUAUUUCUAAUCAAGUGAAAUUUAUGGUGAUUUUUUUAUUCUCCUCUUAUCAGAGGGUGAAUAUAACUGUUAAAGAAUAGAAAAGGAGUAUAUGUAACUAUACAAUACUGAAUUUUUACUUCCUUUCACUUUCGAUGAUUAAUAUCAUUCAGA
Molecule: messenger RNA, 3617 nt
Organism: Rotaria sp. Silwood2
Lineage: Eukaryota; Metazoa; Rotifera; Eurotatoria; Philodinida; Philodinidae
Source: the annotation of a GenBank genome assembly